AUGAGGGAAGGACACCAUCCGAGACAUAGAGAGGUUUUGGAGGGAUUCUUAAAUGGAGAACUUCGUGAUUAUGGAGAAGCUGUUGAGCACAGACUGCGUCAACUCAUGAAAUCUAAUCGACCGGCUACAAUGAUGGAGAUAGAAGAAUUGAAAAAUAUGUCAUACAAUAUGGAGUUGAGAACGACUAAAGGGUCAUUUGAAGGAUACAUAUUUGCGGUGAAAGAAGGUUUGCAAGAUGUGGAAGCUGAACUGAGACGUAUGGAAAACGUCAGAAACGAACCAAUUUACUUACACGUAAAAAACACCUACAAUUUCAGAGAGCGGAUGAAUGGACGAGGAAACAUGCAGGAAAUCCAAAAGCAACAACUACCUACAACAAUGGCCUGCAACCGAGGCAUCUACGACACCAUCAAGUUCCGACGCGAAGUGAUGCGAGAGAUGUUCCAGAUCGAACAGAAAAAACGAAUACGAGGCAAAGGUCCAGACCGCGGAAUCAUUCCUGCUAUCCAUUUUCCACUCAAUGGAGGAGAUGUCCUAGAGAGAGAACCAGAAGAGGAGAUGAACAAAAAACCACAUUUCGCGGUGAUUCUGGAAGACGAGAGAAAUGUUAAUCCUAACAUGGUUCGAGAAUGGAGAUCGUCAAGAUACCACCCAUAUGUCAAGCGGACAGUUGAUAAAAAGAUAGAAUGGCUCACAGAAGAUAGUGCACAAGUGAUAUAUCACCAUGAUAAAUAUCUCCUAUACUGUGAAGGAGUCAGAUUGAAAAACCGAGUGGAAAAACUUGGUUUAUCGAAUGUUUUCGUUCUGAGGGAAGAUUCUGUGGAACAGAUCCAUAAAAGAUCGUACCAUUUAGCCCUAAGAGCUCUGGAAAAUUAUGGAGCACCGCAGGCAUGGUGCGAAAUGAGGCCUUUCGUUCUUUCCGCGACUCUUCCAACAGAGCUGCGACAUUAUUCCCACAAACACUUUAUCUACACUCCACCAACUGAACGUCUUCGAAUUUCAACAGACAUUUCAUGGUCUCGGUGUGAAAAUUACACGGAUUUCAAAAUACCAAUGUAUUCGGAUCGGCCGUAUGAGCUUUGGCACAAUCUGAUACUUCCGAGAAAUAUUUGUUUCGACUACAUUGAUAAUAAUAUAGUCGACAAAGUGACGGAACCAGAGCUGGCAAAAAUAGUGGAAUUGGCAAGCCAAGAGGGGAAUCAUAUCAAAUGUCCUUGCAAACCAAUAACUCCCGGAGGAUUUGCAAACUGUUUUGAAAACUCCAACUGCCCAUGCUACAAAACAAAUAUAAUGCUUCGAAAACUUAAUUCUGCUGAAAACAAUAAAACCGUAUUUAACUCGUUCGAUCCGCUGGAAUACAACGGCGACACACCCGCUUAUCAUAACCACGGUGGAUUCGCCUGUUCCGAGAUAUGCGGCUGUGGAGGACGAUGUAACAACAACGCACUCAUAAUAGCUCAGGCCAAAAUCUUCCCAACGGAAAUCUAUCGGAAAAGUGACCUCAUUGGAUUCCGAGUUCGAGCGACUUCCUAUAUUCCAGCGGGAACACCAGUGAUGGAGUUUAUUGGAGAACUCGUUCGAGAUCGCUAUGUAGAGGGAGACGCAUUGGACUACAGCAUGCAAUUAAGCGACAAAAUGGAAGACAUCAAAUAUCUUCUGGCUCUGCUUGCGAAAGAAAAAGUUUUCCCUGCGACGUUCCUGAAACAACUGAGACAAUCAUAUAAAGAAGACGUUUUUCUGGAUUGCCUCCAUCAAGGAAACAAAGGUCGAUUCUUGAUGCACUCUUGUGUAGCUAAUCUGGAACCAGUGAGAAUCUAUCAGAAAAGUUUCAGCCCAGCUCAUGCGAAAAUGGUUAUGUACUCUACCAAAGCAAUAAUGCCCGGAGAGCAGUUGACAUUAAACUACGGUAGCGGCUAUGUCGGACUGGACAAGGUCGGCUGUCAAUGUGGAGCCUUUUCAUGCAAAAAUGGAAGACAUGCAGGUGUCUUCUCAAAAUUGAGUGUACAUGGGGUGUGUUUUCUUGCCGAUUGCUUCACUGCACACCAAAUAGAAUCAAUUCGAGAGUAUGAAGCAGACAGAGAGGAGAAUAACCGGAAGUACGGUCGUUUUGAUGUGGAUCUUCACAGGAAAGACAAUAUACCAAAUAUCGAAUCCAAACCAUUAGUGGACAGGAGACGAAAUAAUUUGUGA
Caenorhabditis briggsae is the source of this 2190-nucleotide messenger RNA. Gene Ontology annotation, molecular function: protein binding. The record is from RefSeq and is a predicted model, not a curated record. The transcript has 10 exons. Lineage: Eukaryota; Metazoa; Nematoda; Chromadorea; Rhabditida; Rhabditidae. The coding region runs from base 1 to 2190 and encodes 729 amino acids.